AUGGCGGUCAGCGCUGUUGGUGCAACAAGACGAGCACUGCUAGCUGGCAUUGAGCAGCAGCUUCCAAAAGGCCUCGCAAGAAGCUACAGUAGCGUCGAAACAUGGUUCAGCAUUCAUGUACCAAAGGCAAACAGAAGCAGCAACCGACGUCAAGGAUUAAACAGCAAGCAGCGAUCUGUGCGACCCAAUCAUAUGACCAACAAGCAGCGUUCUUCACAGACAGCCAGCACAUCCUUUGGCCAGCCACGUGCGAGACGGGUGAUUGCGCUGCGACGACCAGAAGUGCAACAGGCUUCAACAUCAAACGCAUCCGAUGGACCGCUCCAUGACUUACAGAAGGCCAUCGACGGUCAAGAUCUCGCUUCGAUAUGGUCUGCUUGGCAAGAACUCGGUGAACACAUCCGCAGUCUUGGAAUAGACGAGCAUUCCAAACUUCUUGGUUUGUGCACCUCAUACGCCGCUGGGAUGAGUGAUAGGGAUCAAGCCAAGCAAUCGUGCCUACGCUUUGGCGAAAUCGCAGAAGCAGCGUCGUUCACUGGGGAUGGCGACCUGAUCUGUGGCUGGUUUCGCGUGCUCUUAGCAAAUGGACAAGCCGAUGAUGUCAUCCGAAUCUGGGAACAACUUGUCGGCUUACGACUGGCAAAUGGGCCCAUUCCCAGCAAGUUGCAUCGUGCCUCGGAAGCAGAAGAAGCUCAGGAGAGCAACAGCGAGAGAUUCAUCCGUAUCGACGAAUCAGCACAAGGCGAAAGGAUCGACCUUCACGACUUGGUAUGUCUUGUUGCCUUUGCCUGCACUAAAUCUUGCCGUGCAAUGGAUUUUGUCAACCUGUUCGACAGGAUCGAGUUUGGCUCUCCUUUCCGACUCUUCUUCAACAUGACCCGGGCCAAGCGCCUGUUUGAAUCGAUGCGCAUAUGCAAAGGGCCAUCGUCGGACUUGGUUUGCAACACAGAUUGGAGCCUCGUCCAGUCCAUGCUUUGGAGCAUCGAGCUAGGCCGAGGACUAUCUUCGGGCUCAGGUGGUCCGCAACGCAUAGCCAGGCUCCUGGGCUCUCUCUUUUCGAUGGGACAAGUGGAUGAAGCCGAGUCUAUCUUGCAAACUGCGAUGAGCGCUGUCUCACAACCUCGUGCAUGGCUUAGUGUGGAGAGGUGGCAUAGCAGCUGUACAGCUUCAGCAGGCAAGAGAGUGCAGUGGACAGAAAGUUGUUGGUCAGUUUGUCUUUCGGAAUUCAUUGCAUGCGGACGUAUGGAUGUAGCGAUGCAAGUAUGGUGCAAAUAUCACGAGUUACGACUGCAUCCAUCGGCGAGAGUCUGGAAUGCUUUGUUGAACGGGUACGGAAGAGCGAAAAACUAUACUGCAGCGUUACAAACUUGGUCUGCUGCCAUCAAGCAAGCCUGCACUGAGGAAGAGGCCGGGUUGAGAGCUUGUAAGCUACCGGACGAAAUCAUGUACACGACCAUGAUCGACAACCUUUUCCGCGCCAAGAAGAUGGAUGAAGCCAUGUCGCUUUUCUCCGAGAUGAUUGCUAAAAGUGAUCGUAAUGGAGGAAAGCUAGAGGUACGCACCGAGACUUUUAAUGCUGUUGUCUUUGGUCUCUUUAUCAAUGGCAAACAUCAUCAGGCUCGAGCUGUAUUGGAUGAGAUGUUGACUAAAGGUCCAGCACCGAGCAUUGGGACGAUCAAUAUUUUCCUACGAGCUUAUGCAAGGAUUGCAGAUUUGCAGUUGUUGGCCGAGACAUUGCGACUUGCUGAUAAGCUCAAGCUUAGGCCUGAUGUUGUUACCUUUACCACCAUCCUCGAUGCUUUGUUGAGGAGUGGUGGAGAAUCUGCGAGGGAUGCCGUUUCCAAAACGCUUGGUAUGAUGACUAGUAUGCGAGUUCAACCGAACGUGAUUACCUACACAUCCAUGAUCAAAGCCUGUCUGGUGGGUGCUGAAGCGGCACAGUUGGACAUGGCCUCACAGAGCAUGCUUGGUGAUUCUAGAAGUCCAACUAGACGGCAAGCAGGUCAAGAGCAAGUUUCCAUCGCAGCUGCACUAGACUUGCUCGAUAGAAUGAUCCAAGCCAAGAUCGCACCCUCCGAGGAGACCUACACUGCACUUAUUGGUGGAUGCCUGCAGAAUCCGGAAGCGGUUGCACAUGCCUUCGCAAGCAAAUCGAUAGCUCGACACUACUGCGCUCCUCCCAAGCCUCUGCGCCGACUCAAGGAAUCCAAGGAAACCGUUGAUCAAUGGAUGCAACAGUCACCAGAGGUCGCACUUGCAUUGUUGCUACUCGAACACAUGAAGGCUCGCAAUCUCACUGCACCACCCAUCGCACUGCGACAUUUGAUCGAAGCACUUUGCAAUCCACGCAGGGAUCAAGCUGCAUUCAACCGAUCCAUGGAUUUGAUGGAUGAUAUUCUACUUCGAACGCAACCACCCGAGCCUUCGCGUGGGAUGGGACCAUUCGCAUCGGCCGUAUUGGAGAGCAAAGAGGUCUCAACAUCCUCCUUGCAUGCACCGAGUCACAAGACAUGGAUUGUUGUCUUGAGCUCUCUCAUUGACCGGUUGGAGAAGGGAUCGGGAGACAGGGCAGCGCGGGUUGCUUGUGGCAAGGUUUUGUCUUUGGCGAGCCGGUUGGUUCGCGAGAUGGGAUCUCUAUCGGGCGCUGAGGGUGGUUUGUCACUGUCGCGACUCUAUGAGAGAGCGGCUUCACUGGUUUCCAGAGUCGCUCGCUGA
Messenger RNA from Ustilago hordei, 2715 nucleotides. RefSeq lists its product as uncharacterized. Bases 1 to 2715 code for a protein of 904 amino acids. The transcript has a single exon. Gene Ontology annotation, molecular function: protein binding. The record is from RefSeq and is a predicted model, not a curated record. NCBI's taxonomy places the organism in Eukaryota, Fungi, Basidiomycota, Ustilaginomycetes, Ustilaginales, Ustilaginaceae.